This is a messenger RNA of Cannabis sativa, 833 nucleotides long. Its product is annotated as mitochondrial intermembrane space import and assembly protein 40 homolog. Gene Ontology annotation, molecular function: protein-disulfide reductase activity. Bases 68 to 553 code for a protein of 161 amino acids. Gene Ontology annotation, cellular component: mitochondrial intermembrane space. Gene Ontology annotation, biological process: protein import into mitochondrial intermembrane space. The record is from RefSeq and is a predicted model, not a curated record. The transcript is spliced from 4 exons. Lineage: Eukaryota; Viridiplantae; Streptophyta; Magnoliopsida; Rosales; Cannabaceae.
CGCGCCAGCUUCAUUCCCAUAUAUUUUAAUCGCUUUCUUGCCUAUUCUCUCUGAAUCUGAACUAGCAAUGGGUCAAGCUCAAAGCGACGUCGCUUCAGAAACGGCGACUACUCAGGUUCAAGGCCGCGAUCAAACGGUGUCGUCUGCUCCAAAACCGACCUCAUCAUCAUCAUCUUCUCCGUCUAUGGAGUCUCUUCUUGCAGAAGCUGCUGCAUACGGUGAAGAAGGUGAUGAGGAGUCUCUUGAUGCGAAAGCUCAGAAAGCAUUGGAAUGUCCUUGCAUAGCUGAUUUGCGAACCGGUUCAUGUGGGGAUCAAUUUUCUGAGGCCUUCCUUUGUUUUCUAAAGAGUACUGCUGAAGAAAAGGGUUCAGAUUGUGUGCAUCCAUUUGUGGCACUGCAAAACUGUAUCAAAUCUCAUCCAGAUGCCUUUUCUAAAGGCAUUUUAGAGGAAGAUGAAGAUGAAGUCAAGAAAGUGGAAGAACCAGUCCAAGACUACAAAAUUUACCCACCCAAAUGGGCCAAAGAACCUCAAAGUCCCAAGUCAAAGCUUUAGGGUAAAGUUCUAUUUUGUUUUUCUUCCUCAUCAUCUCCUCUGCACUCUAAUCUUUUUGUCUUCGGUUUGUUUUUAACAUAUGAAGCAUAAAGGAUCGGAUUAUUUUGACAAAUAAACAUUGAGAGUGUUGCUUAACCAAAGUCCAUAAAUGUUAGGAGGUUGAAAUCAUUGGCAUUGUAAUCAACACUUUAUAGAAAGUUGUAACAUUGAGGUGAAAGAUGGCCUUAUACUUGAUGUGAUAUUGGGAAUAAAUUUUAUAAUCUUGGAUGGUAUUGGCAAA